AUGCCUGAAAAUUCAGUGGGAAACAGUCUUUUGGGAACGUGUGCGGAGUUUGAUCCAAACACAAGUGAUCUUGAACUACCUUCAAUGGCUGCUCAACUACAGGAAGCGGUUGCAAAUGUAAACGGUGAAGCGAUUGAAGAACUGAAAGGAGAAAACGGGCAUUUUAAGUUCGUAGAAAGCCUGAGAAUGUCAAUGGAAAGAUUUUCCGACUUCAAAAGCGAAUACUAUUUGACUACGAGUAUGUGUAAUUCAGGAACUAAAGAAGCCGAUUUUGGAUUCGGAAAGCCUGUGUGGGCAUGUACAGGGAACUUGAAUGAAGAUAUUCCUACUUUUAUGAACAGGAUGAUAAUGGUGGAUUCGUGUUCUGGUGACGGAAUUGAAGUCUGGGUGACGCUGGAGAAACAAGUAAUGGAUUCCCUUAGGUCCAAUUUUGAACUUCUAUCGUUUGCUUCUGUGGAUCCUAGUCCUCUAUCUAUAGCUUAA
Messenger RNA from Lactuca virosa, 483 nucleotides. The record is from the annotation of a GenBank genome assembly. NCBI's taxonomy places the organism in Eukaryota, Viridiplantae, Streptophyta, Magnoliopsida, Asterales, Asteraceae.